Cryptomeria japonica (Japanese cedar) is the source of this 1433-nucleotide messenger RNA. RefSeq lists its product as uncharacterized. The record is from RefSeq and is a predicted model, not a curated record. The transcript has 2 exons. Bases 86 to 1411 code for a protein of 441 amino acids. NCBI's taxonomy places the organism in Eukaryota, Viridiplantae, Streptophyta, Pinopsida, Cupressales, Cupressaceae.
UUCUCAUUAUUUGAGAUUGCAUGAUGAAUUGGCUAAUGUGGUAAAUCAAUUGUGUUUAAGGCAUUGAUCAUUGGCUGAGGUCCCGAUGACUUCAGAAAUACAGGCCGCACCUUGCAGGAUGGAUGUGGUUGAGAGGAGCUACUGCACUCAACCAGGCUGGCGUUUAGCUACUUCUCAGGAAGCAAAUGACAACCUUGAAAUGAUAAAACAACAGGGUCUUCUCAAGGGACGACAAAAAGCACGUCUUCUUGACGGCUGGAUAAGCCGGGGACGUGGUGGCCUCCGAAUCGGAGAUGACUUCAGAAGAAAUUUGGGACACAUGCUUGUUAUUCAAAUUCAGCCAUCACUAAGCAACAGCUCAGGUAAUUCGGAUUCCGCAAGGAGCAUAUACUCAGAUUUUGCACUCACCCUCAAACGAAGACAAGUUGCACUACUUUUGUGUGCGUAUGACUGGAAUUACGAAGUUGUGUACUGGCUUCUCAACUGUUGGGAAAGAGGAGAUACUUUUAACCCAGUAUAUGUGAGAGAAGGGAACAUAUCUUUCAGCAAUAAGACGACAUUUGUAGAGAUGAACAAAAUGAUAUGUAGCUUGGGCAGAAUACUGGGCGAAGAGGGACUUGCUAGUCAGAAAGUGGAUACCAGAGCACUUUCUAAAGAUUCGGUUAAAGAAGUGAUGGUUAGCAUGGGAAAGUCGUGUUGGGACAAGUUCAGUGGGAAGCAUAAGAAGAUCCUGGGGCAAACGUUUCUAGAAAUGGUAGAUGGAUUUACCAUUGACACAAUAGAGCAAUGCUCAGAAGUGAAUUGGUUUCAGGAUUUUGCCUCUAAAGAAGACACAUCAAAUAUCUGGAAUUUCUUGUGGUACUACAUCUACUCUAAUGUUGUAGCAAGCAUUGUACAUAUAUGCUUUGCUUUACUGGUCAAAGAUUUGGGCACUGAAAUGUUUCAGGCAAGAAGUCAAAAGGAUUUCAUUAUGUCAACCGCCAUAAUCCAUUAUGUCCUUGAAUAUGAGAAAGAUGAGGGAGAGGGGAUUCUAGCACGGGCAUGGAAAGAUACAGCAGGUGAUGGUAGGCAACGUUUCAAAGAUAAACUGAAAAAUCGAUCUUUCUACCACUACGAUGCAUCUGGAGAUUAUCCUGUCCUCAACAAGAUUUUAAUCUAUGCAGCGAAGAAUGAAGAUAGCUUAUUGGUGAACAAGGUAUUAGAUUGGGGCGCCCAGCCACAAGCGAAUCUUGGCCCAGAGCAACAGAAUAUGGCUCCAAGAUAUGCUAUCGAGCAGUGUAGAAGUAACGAGAUUUUGAGAAAUCUUUUUGACAAAUGUCCUUCAAAAGAAGAGUUCGCCAAUGCAAAAAACGAAGAAGGAAAGAGUGCUCUUCAUUUGGCGUGUUGUUAUGGUGAUUUAGACAUGUGUUAGAUGGUUCUUCAAUACGGCGGAA